Lathyrus sativus (Indian pea) is the source of this 1203-nucleotide messenger RNA. The record is from the annotation of a GenBank genome assembly. NCBI's taxonomy places the organism in Eukaryota, Viridiplantae, Streptophyta, Magnoliopsida, Fabales, Fabaceae.
AUGGAAGGGUUCGUGGAGAUUGAGGUUCAAGACAAUUGUUUGUGUUUGGAGGAUGUGGUUGAUGUUAAAUAUGAAUUUGAUGCUCCUAUGUUCUUUGAUUUUACAAAAGCGGAAUCGUUUUUGGAUGAUUGUGAAGCCGAACAAUGGUUUGAAUUUGCAACAAGUUAUCCACCUUCACCAUUUGUAUCGAAGUUUAAAUGGGGGAACGAUGGUGAAAUGGAAAAUGCUAAUGGACUUGUUGAUCUUCAAGCAAUGGAUGACAAUAAUAGUAGUGGAGUAAAAAAUUGCAAUAAAAAAUCACCAGAUGCUUUAGAUGAUAAGGUAAAGACACUGAGCAGAUCAAGUUCAUCAAAAUCUAAAGUUUAUACUUUUAUGCAACCAACCGCAAGUCAUUUGGCCAAGCUGAAGAACCCUCCCGAAGUUCAAACCUCUCAACAUUUCAGAAGGAAUCAGGAAAAAAGUUCUUCAUCCAUAGACGGCCAAUUAUUAACCAAAAGGCAGAAGCUUGAAGCCGGUUUCCUGCGUAAGAUUGCACACCUGAAGCAUCAAACUCUUCUCACACAUAAGAAAAAUAAUGAGGUUGAUCGUGCAGAUGUAAAUUUAGCCUCUAAACCAAACACUACUAUUCCUCGAGAACCUAAUCUGCAAACAGCACUCAGAGCACAAAGACACAAGUCUAGAACUAAUACUGAAUCAGGUGAACAUGCAAAACCGGGUUUUCAGGUUCCUAAAACGCGGUCCUUAACUAAAAAAGGUGGAGGUGCUUUGAACACAAGUUCCAUCUCAAACAUGGAAACCAGGACAAACUCAAAACAGGAAAAGUGUGGAAUGAUUAGCAAACUCCGAGCUAGCACCGAUGAUAAGAAACUCACAAAUAAAGAAGAAAGAGGUGUUUUUCGGAAUAUCAAAGUAUUUCCAUUGGAACAAAACGACAAGAGAUUUCAUGAUGAACCACCAACUGAAUUACUUAGCAAGCUCACCCUAACUUCUGAAGCCAAACAAACUGCAAAAUCACAACCAAAGGAGAAAUCAAUUUCUAAGAGCUUGAAGGAGAAUAGACGUGAAUCGUCGCGCCAAGAGCACGAGAUGAUGAACUUGGUCAAUGAAGAAAUUCAGAGAUUAUGCGGCAAGCAAUAUCAAUGUGCUCAUGAAGUGGGGUCCGUAGUCACAAUGCAAACAUGUAAGUUGGAACUCGUACACUGA